UGUGUUUAGUUGGAGUGGGGUUUCGGGAGCGCAGUAUCAUCUCCCUCUCACGGGCGCGUUGCCUCGCUUAUUGUUUGAGCGAACUCGUGUGUUACCCAGUCGACUCAUUUUACGCGGAUACACGUUUGAAGGAAAGAACCGUUUAUGGUCCUGGCUGAAGACUUCACGAUGUCUCGCACCGACGAGGUUCACCGCAUGACGGAAAAUGUCUAUAAGACCAUCAUGGAGCAGUUCAACCCCUGCUUACGGAACUUUGUUGCCAUGGGGAAGAACUAUGAGAAGGCCCUUGCCAAUGUGACAUUUGCGGCCAAAGGGUACUUUGAUGCUCUAGUCAGGAUGGGGGAACUGGCCAGUGAAAGUCAAGGAUCCAAAGAUUUAGGGGAUGUGCUGUUCCAGAUGGCGGAGGUCCACAGACAGAUCCAAGUGCAGCUAGAGGAGAUGUUGAAAUCCUUCCACAAUGAGCUGCUCUCUGAACUGGAGAAGAAGGUGGACCUGGAUUCUCGUUAUCUGACUGCUGCCCUGAAGAAAUACCAGAUCGAACACAAGAGCAAAGGGGAAAGUCUGGAGAAGUGCCAGGCUGAGCUGAAGAAGCUGCGCAGAAAGAGCCAGGGCAGCAAGAACCCCUCCAAGUAUGGAGAGAAGGAGAUGCAGUUUGUGGAGACCAUCAGCAGUAAGCAGACCGAGCUGGACACCUUCAUCGCCGAGGGAUACAAGACAGCCUUGUCCGAGGAGCGUCGCAGGUACUGUUUCCUGGUGGACCGCCAGUGUGCCGUGGCCAAGAACAGCAGCGCCUACCAUGGCAAGGGUAAAGACCUUCUGACUCAGAAGAUCCCAGUUUGGCAACAGGCUUGCUCAGACCCCAACAAGCUGCCAGAGAGGGCCAUGCUCCUGGCCCAGCAGAUGGGCUCAACGGCCCUCGGGGGCACAAGCCCCCUGCAUACCUCCAAAUCUAACUUGGUCAUCUCAGACCCGAUCCCCGGGGCCCAGCCUCUCCCUGUGCCCCCAGAGCUGGCUGUUUUCAUGGGCAGUGGCCUGGGACACCCCGCGAGGCUGAUUGGCCCUGAUGGUGUUUCUAUGGUAAAUGGGACAACAGGUGUCCAUGGAGAGGAAUAUUGGACGGAUGGUAGUACUGUAUCCGUGCCCCAAGUCAGGCCUUCAUCCCCCCAGGCGCAGGGCCAGUCCCAGUCCCAGCCCCCCCAGAGGCAGGUCAGCGAUGUCUACUCCAACACCCUCCCGGUCCGCAGGCCUGCUCCCACCAAGAAUAAGAACCCCGUGGGAGAGACACGAACCCUGCCCAGGUCCAGUUCCAUGGCGGCGGGCCUGGAAAAGAACGGCCGUGCCCGUGUGCAGGCCAUCUUCUCCCAUGCUGCAGGUGACAACGGUACCCUGCUCAGUUUCUCUGAGGGAGAUGUCAUCACCCUGCUCGUGCCUGAGGCCCGCGAUGGCUGGCACUAUGGGGAAAAUGAGAAGAACAAGAUGCGUGGCUGGUUCCCGUUCUCCUACACGCGUGUGCUGCCUGAAAGCGACAGUGACAAGCUCAAAGUGAACCUGCACCAUGGGAAAAGUAGCAGUACGGGGAAUUUGUUGGAGAAUGAUGCAUCACUGCCCACACCUGACUACGGCCUGACUGCCCGACUGCUGGCACAGAGCCUCGCACAGACCCGCCCACGGCCCUACAGCACGGCAGGCUUUGCCCCACAGCCUGCUAUUGAGGAUUAUGACGCCCGCUUUGCCACGAGUAGCGGUUGGUGGGUGGAGGAUUGCGUUGAGCGAGAGAGCCAGAGCGGGGCCUACCUGCUCGGCAUGCAGCGCGAUGGACUCUGAAUACUCUAUCUCUGAUCACGGUCCACCAUCACGGACCGAUCUCUCAAGAGACUGCCUUGGCUACUGCUUGUCUUUCAUGCAUGUACAUGGUUGUGUCAUUCUGUCAGACUAAAGGACAUGUUCAUGUACUGUUCAAGUGCCGAAAGACUUCAACGUCGCUGUACUACAGCCACUGGCUGAAUGGCCUUUUUUUAAGCACACGUGGGCCCAGUAUUAUCGAGUUCCCACCCAACACACACAUGCUCGAAAAAAAAACCCCGCUUUGUUUCCAGUCAGGCUGUGCAGCAGAUUACUAUGUUUCUGUUCCGAGAGAUCCCGUAGGUCGCACUGUGCUUCCUUGUGUCAGUCCUCGACUUGUUUUUCCGUCCAGAGGGUGUGUGUCAUAUUUGUCUUACUUUGCUUCUUUUUCUUUCUUCGAUUAAACACAUACUUUGUGUGCAAUGGAGCACAUUUUGAAAUUGAGCUUUGAGAAUAUACAGAAUAUAUAUCUACAUUAUAUAAAUUGUUUCCCGUCAGUGAGCCAAGUUGCACUGUUUUAUGAGCAGUGCAAAACGAGUCUUCAUUUAAAUUUACAAUGAAACUUUCCACUCUCAGCCCCAUUCUUGGCUGAAUUUAUUGCCAGAGUUGUUUAGUCCAAAUGAAAAUGCCUCUCUCCAAUAAUCUUUAGUAUGGUCUUUUUUUCUGAAGCUAUUGAGUUCGGAGGGAUCUUCUGUUGAGUAAUCUCAUUAACAGCUGUUAUUUAGUUUUUAGGUUGAAUGACAACCACGGCUUCUUCAGCUCUGUGUUCUUUCGAUGUAGUUUUUGAUCUUUUUUAUUUAUUUUUUUAUUCUCCUUGUUAAAAAAGAAAAUUACAAAAAGCUAUUUCCAGACACAAUGAGAAACUACUGAUUAGUUGAAGUGUUUAUCUUAUGCAUGCUGUGGAGGGAAACCAGAAAAUGUGAUACUAAAAAUUGACCUUGAAUGUAUGGUGACUUUUUACAAAGGUAUUCUAAAUAAAACAUAUCUCUAUAUAUUAAUAAACAGUUUGGUCUGACGAGAAAUCUGUUAUGUCAGUGACGCUGACAUUUUCAGUUUUGUUUAACUUUUUUUCCCCUCAUGUUUCAAAGUUAUGGCUUUUAAAUAAUUUUAUUUUUUCCCACAUUAAAUGUUAAUGAUGUAAAGAAGCAAGUGCCAAGAAGUUUGGCUUUUAUGCUUAACAAUUUACGAAAAAAAUAACAAUUGUCAACAAAUUGGCCAUUAAUUUUUUCUUUUUUAUCAAUACUUGAUCAUUAGAUUUCUCAACUGUUGACGAGUAUAAUUAGGCCCAAGCAAUUUGAUUGAGCUGUAUCUGUAGAAAUAUCCACCUCUUAAGAUGUAUGCACAGUGUGUCCAUUGAAUAUUUUUUACUAUGUCUUUUUUGUUCUUUCCUCUUUGUUCUUGCUUAAUUAACUUUUUUUUUUUAAUAGCUCAUUAAAGCAAUGAAUGCAGUCUAGCGGUAUGGUGAACUUUUGUUUUUUUUCUUGUUUCAAAGUUAUGGCUUGAAACAGGUUAUUCUUCUUUUUUUCAACAUUAAAUGUUUAAAUGAAUUAUUUUCUCAAAACUUCCA
Molecule: messenger RNA, 3409 nt
Organism: Pseudoliparis swirei
Lineage: Eukaryota; Metazoa; Chordata; Actinopteri; Perciformes; Liparidae
Gene: baiap2a
Product: BAR/IMD domain containing adaptor protein 2a
Exons: 14
Coding region: 145-1824 (559 amino acids)
Biological process (GO): actin crosslink formation; positive regulation of actin filament polymerization; plasma membrane organization
Cellular component (GO): cytosol; nucleoplasm
Molecular function (GO): protein binding; cytoskeletal adaptor activity
Source: RefSeq, a predicted model, not a curated record